AUGACCGACCAUCAGUAUCAAACCAGGAGUAAGGGAGGCGUAUUCUCUGGGAUGGACAGAGAUUACUUCUCUGAUGACUCCAUUGCAACUGAUAACUCGGAUUAUGCAGAUGGUUAUUUGGACGGAGAUGAUGCGUUUGAGUCAAAUAGAGGGUCUGCGAAAUCGAAAGCUAAGAAGCCACAGAAGAAAUCGAGCCAACGGCAAAAGAAGUCAUCGAACGAGACUCUGAACAUGCUUGCAGCAAAGGACCAAUCAUUUCUGCGUGACGUACACACAGAUGCACCCUCGGACUUCGUACCUGAUGUCGUAUCGGGGCUGUUUAAAAGUAAUGACUUUAGCUAUCUGAAACUGAAGCCGGAUCAUGCCUCUAGACCGCUUUGGAUCUCACCAAGUGAUGGUCGUAUAAUUUUGGAGAGUUUCUCUCCUCUCGCUGAACAGGCUCAAGACUUCUUGGUCACUAUUGCGGAACCAGUUAGUAGGCCUUCCCACAUUCACGAAUAUAAAAUAACAGCAUAUUCAUUAUAUGCUGCAGUUUCCGUAGGUCUCGAAACCGACGAUAUCAUUGCUGUGCUAGAUAGGUUAUCGAAAGUGCCAGUCGCCCCCUCAAUUGUUAACUUUAUCAAAAGUGCCACAGUGUCUUACGGUAAGGUCAAACUAGUUAUUAAGCAUAAUAGGUAUUUCGUGGAAACGUCGCAGGCUGAUAUAUUACAAAUGUUACUGAAAGAUCCUGUGAUUGGAACCCUUCGAAUCGAUAGUGAGGGAAAUGCUGCCAAUGAAGCAUCUCAAGAUAAAAACUCGAAGGUAGACAACAAUGAAAACAAGAAACCUGUUGACCCGAAUGAUGUUGAGGCCGUAUUCUCGUCUGUCGUUGGUGAUAAUGACAUAGAUGAUGACAAUGACGAUAUAGAUGCUGUACAUGCUUUUGAAAUUGCAAAUGCAUCUGUUGAAAUUGUCAAGAAAAGAUGUCAAGAGAUUGACUAUCCCGUACUAGAAGAAUAUGAUUUCCGGAACGAUCACAGAAAUCCAGAUUUAGACAUAGAUUUGAAGCCUUCCACUCAAAUUAGACCUUACCAAGAAAAAUCUUUGAGUAAAAUGUUUGGUAAUGGGCGUGCAAGAAGUGGAAUCAUUGUGCUUCCAUGUGGUGCGGGUAAGACGUUAGUUGGGAUUACAGCUGCGUGUACGAUCAAGAAGUCUGUUAUCGUCCUAUGUACUUCAUCAGUGUCAGUCAUGCAAUGGAGACAGCAAUUUCUACAAUGGUGUACAUUGCAACCAGAGAAUGUUGCCGUGUUCACCUCUGAUAACAAAGAGAUGUUUCAGACAGAAUCUGGUCUUGUUGUAUCGACUUAUUCAAUGGUCGCCAAUACAAGAAAUAGAUCUCAUGACUCCCAGAAAGUAAUGGAUUUUUUGACAGGAAGAGAAUGGGGUUUUAUUAUUCUAGAUGAAGUUCAUGUUGUUCCAGCUGCGAUGUUUAGAAGAGUAGUCACGACAAUCGCGGCGCAUGCUAAGUUAGGCUUAACUGCGACCUUGGUACGUGAAGAUGAUAAAAUUAGUGACUUAAACUUUCUAAUUGGGCCAAAACUUUAUGAAGCAAAUUGGAUGGAGCUUUCACAAAAGGGGCAUAUUGCCAAUGUACAAUGUGCAGAGGUAUGGUGCCCCAUGACAGCCGAGUUCUACCAAGAGUAUCUACGAGAAAGCGCAAGAAAGAGAAUGUUACUUUACAUUAUGAAUCCUACCAAAUUUCAAGCGUGCCAAUUUUUGAUUCAAUAUCAUGAGAAAAGGGGUGACAAAAUCAUCGUGUUCUCUGAUAAUGUAUACGCCCUACAAGAAUAUGCAUUGAAAUUGGGCAAACCAUUUAUUUAUGGCUCAACACCUCAACAGGAGCGUAUGAACAUUCUACAGAAUUUCCAAUAUAACGAUCAGAUAAACACCAUUUUUCUUUCAAAGGUCGGUGACACAUCGAUUGAUCUACCCGAAGCGACGUGUCUCAUUCAAAUUUCAUCUCAUUACGGAUCUCGGCGUCAAGAAGCUCAAAGAUUAGGCAGAAUUCUUAGGGCAAAAAGACGUAACGAUGAAGGUUUUAACGCAUUCUUUUACUCUCUAGUUUCUAAGGAUACACAAGAGAUGUAUUACUCAACAAAAAGACAAGCUUUUUUGGUCGAUCAAGGUUACGCAUUUAAGGUUAUAACACAUUUACAUGGAAUGGAGAGUUUGCCAAACCUAGCUUAUUCAACUGCUCGUGAACGUCGGGAACUUUUGCAAGAAGUUUUAUUGAAAAACGAGGAGGCUGCAGGUAUCGAAAUUGGUGACGAUGCAGAUAACACUGUUGGCCGUGGAGCUCAUAGUAACAAAAGAGUCAAGUCAAAAGCAGUUAGGGGAGAGGGUUCUUUGUCUGGUUUGGCUGGUGGCGAGGAUAUGGCAUAUUUGGAAUACUCCUCCAAUAAGAAUAAAGAUUUGAAGGAUCAUCAUCCACUCAUUAGAAAGAUGUACUACCGUAAUUUAAAGAAGUAA
This is a messenger RNA of Lachancea fermentati, 2508 nucleotides long. The record is from the annotation of a GenBank genome assembly. Lineage: Eukaryota; Fungi; Ascomycota; Saccharomycetes; Saccharomycetales; Saccharomycetaceae.